Molecule: messenger RNA, 1725 nt
Organism: Cyprinodon tularosa
Lineage: Eukaryota; Metazoa; Chordata; Actinopteri; Cyprinodontiformes; Cyprinodontidae
Product: carboxypeptidase Q-like
Exons: 11
Coding region: 100-1533 (477 amino acids)
Biological process (GO): proteolysis; peptide catabolic process
Molecular function (GO): metallodipeptidase activity
Source: RefSeq, a predicted model, not a curated record
UGUAUGUUAAAACGUACGGAAACAGAUAAGGCUGCUGUAUCUCUGCGAUUCAUCCGGUAAAUCCGAACUUCUUGUGAGAUAUUGAAGAUAAUAACCGCAAUGAUGGAGUUGAGACUGUCUUGUCUCCUUUCCUUCUUUAUGCUUCUCUGGCUUUCUGACAGCCAUCCUCUCUCUGAGCGCCUUACAAGUUCUGCAUCUAAUACAACCUUAAAAAAAGCCCCAGAUGUAAGAGCGGAGGUGGGAAGAUACUCUGAUGUGGCCAAACAGAUCAUUGAGCUAGCAGUCUUUGGCGCUGCCCAGAACCGCUCCUACAAGCGGCUGGCUGACUUUACCGACACUAUAGGGAACCGGGUCAGUGGGUCACAGAACCUGGAAAUGGCUAUAAAAUACAUGUACAAAGCCUUGAGUCAGGAUGGGCUGGAUGUUCAUCUGGAACCAGUAAAAAUUCCUCACUGGGUAAGAGGGAAGGAGAGUGCAGAGAUGAUUGCACCCAGGGCCAAGAGCCUGGCUAUACUGGGACUGGGCAGCAGUGUAGGAACACCUCCAGAAGGUAUUAAGGCUGAGGUGUUGGUGGUUCAGUCUUUUGAGGAACUGAAGCGUAGAGCCAGCGAGGCGGCGGGGCGGAUUGUGGUUUUUAACCAACCAUUUAUCAGCUACGGAGAGACAGUUUCUUAUCGCGCUUUCGGUGCUUCAGAGGCAGCUAAAGUGGGAGCUGUGGCCACACUCAUCAGAUCAGUAACUCCUUUCUCUAUUAACAGUCCUCACACAGGAUGGCAGAUCUACCAAGAUGGAGUGAAGCGAAUCCCCACAGCCUGGAUCACAGUGGAGGACGCUGAGCUGAUGUGGCGUUUGGCUCAGAAUAAACACAAUAUCGUAGUCAGACUCGAAAUGGGAGCCCAGACUUUGCCGGAUGCUGACUCUUUUAACACUGUUGCUGAGAUAAGGGGCUGGCAGCACCCAGAGCAGGUUGUCCUAUUGAGUGGUCAUCUUGACAGCUGGGAUGUGGGCCAAGGCGCCAUGGAUGAUGGAGGUGGAGCCAUGAUAUCCUGGGAGGCUCUGUCACUUAUCAAGGACCUAGGUUUGCGUCCAAGAAGAACUUUGAGGGCAGUUCUGUGGACAGCUGAGGAGCAGGGUGGCGUCGGAGCCCAACAGUACUUUAAUCUACACAAGGAGAACAUCUCAAACUUUGACCUUGUUAUGGAGUCUGACUUGGGGACGUUCACCCCAAUGGCUCUGCAGUUUACUGGCAGUGACGCGGCACAGAAGGUGAUGGAGGAAGUGGUCAAACUUUUGGCUCCCAUCAAUACAACCAAACUGGAGAGAGGUGGUGAGGGGACAGAUAUCUCUCCAUGGAUGCAAGCUGGAGUCCCAGGUGCCAGCCUCCAUGUGGCCGACAGUCGCUACUUUUGGUUCCAUCACAGCGAGGGAGACACCAUGACAGUCCAGAACCCUCGCGACAUGGACCUCUGCUCAGCAUUGUGGGCUGUGGUUUCCUAUGUCAUAGCUGACCUGCAGGACAUGCUGCCGAGAUAGCGCUAAGGUUCAUCAAGUGCUUAUCACGAUCUCAACUAGUUUUACUGAUUUCAGUUUCUGCUGUAAACAUCAAGAACUGACUGUUUAGGUGAACGAGGGAACAUAAAGCCUGAUGCACAUUAUGGAGACAUUAAAAAAACUACUUGAAGCUGUUUAAAUGUUCAAACUAUACAAAUAAAUCCUCGCCCCAUU